Molecule: messenger RNA, 1369 nt
Organism: Suillus clintonianus
Lineage: Eukaryota; Fungi; Basidiomycota; Agaricomycetes; Boletales; Suillaceae
Product: RmlC-like cupin domain-containing protein
Exons: 14
Coding region: 218-1120 (300 amino acids)
Source: RefSeq, a predicted model, not a curated record
GUGAAGACCACCAGCAAAAUGAAAUUGUUUCUAAGCUGAGCGCUGUGGGCUGAUCGAGCUCCUUUACCAAGCGAGUGAACGAGGGCAUAUAAAUUCGCCCCCCAUCCGACAUCUUUUCUAUCUGAUAUUCUGAUUUGAUCCACUGUCGCCCAUCAUAGUAAACCUCGCCAACUUAUUCAUUCUGUCUCUUUUCCCAGUACUCAAGCUCUCACCUAAGAUGGCUUUGAACAUAACUUCUCGGAAUGUUGUGAAGAGGGUGCUAGCUGUUGAGACACCUGAGGGCGCCGGAGCACGCGUGCGACGGUCGAUCGGAAGCGCGAGCUUGCGCAAUUUGACACCUUUCUUGUUGCUAGAUCACUUCCAUGUCUCUGAAGGUGCUGGCUUCCCCGAUCAUCCCCAUCGUGGUCAGGCAACCGUAACGUAUAUGCUGGAAGGAUCAAGUCGCCAUGAGGAUUCCGCAGGCCAUGCUGGGACCAUUGAGACGGGCGGUGUCCAAUGGAUGUGUGCCGGAAAGGGAAUUAUCCACGCGGAGAUGCCCGUGCAUGGAAAGAACGUGCCUGAGCCUCGAGGAUUACAGCUUUGGGUGGACCUACCGAAGGACGUCAAGAUGACGGAACCGUCCUAUCAAGAACUAGGCCCUGAGUCAAUUCCGGUUGCGUAUCCUGAAGGCAAAGAUGGCAACAUCAGCAUCAAAGUCAUUAGUGGAAAGAGCCAUGGCGUUGAGUCACCCGUGCGACCACUUGGCGGGUGCUGGUACUUCCACGUGUCAAUGAAGAACGGCGCAACUAUGUUCCAGGACAUUCCUGCCGGUUGGACAGCGUUCAUCUACGUGUUGCAAGGUGCAGUGAGCGUUGGUGAAAGCGGUCCUGCCAAUGGCGCUUUCCACACCCUCGUUCUUUCUAACGAGGACGGUGAGACUGGUGUGCGAAUAACCGCUGCAACCGACGACACUCAGUUUGCAUUGAUCGCCGGGGAGCCUCUCGAUCAGACUGUUUUCCAGUAUGGUCCCUUCGUCAUGACGAACCAGGAGGAAAUUCAGAAGACACUGAUGGACUAUCGAACAGGUCGUAAUGGAUUUGAGAAAGCGCAUACAUGGAAGAGCAAGAUUGGGAACAUGUGAGAACUAUUGUACGCUUAAUGCUGUACCAAGAGCUUCUUGGGAAUGAAUAAUAUUUGGUCCGAUUGCGGCGUUAGCACUAUAUAGCUACCACUCUUCAUGAUAUUGAUUUAGUAUUUUUUCCGACCAUUUAAAUGCGGGUGAAGAAGGUUCGCGGAACUUUGAGAGUACGUGGGUAGACUCUACCAUAGACUACGUGUAGAAAAUUGUAGCAAAUCCAGGAGCAUUACCAAUUCUUUUCGUGGAAAGUGA